CGCGGGACCAGCUGCCGCACCGCGAUUCCGGUGCUGCCCGCCUGGAAACCGUGCCGGAUUUGUGGCGAUUUUCGUAGCCAAGAGCCCCCAACCCUGACCAUGUAGAUGCCGGCUCCCGAAAGCAGCAUGGGCCCCGCUGAAUGGAGACUCCUGGGUCUGCAGCCCUGAGCCCCUCCGGCCCCUGGACCUUGCCCCACACCUGGGGACACCCCUCGGAGCCCACCGCCUCUGUCACCAGCCCACCUCGGCCACCCCCUGGAGCCGGCCGCCUGGAGCCACAGCAGUCCAGUGAGGCUGUGCUGGGGACAGCCACGCAGAGCCAUCAGCCUCCUGUCCAGCGCUGACCCUCGGGCCCGCCCCGAGCGGGGCCUGCAGCAGACAUGGGUGACAUGACCAACAGCGACUUUUACUCCAAAAACCAAAGAAACGAGUCGAGCCAUGGGGGCGAGUUCGGGUGCACGAUGGAGGAGCUGCGCUCCCUCAUGGAACUGCGGGGCACCGAGGCCGUGGUCAAGAUCAAGGAGACCUAUGGGGACACUGACGCCAUCUGCCGGCGCCUCAAAACCUCCCCUGUCGAAGGUUUGCCAGGCACCGCUCCAGACCUGGAGAAGAGAAAGCAGAUUUUUGGGCAAAACUUUAUACCUCCAAAGAAGCCAAAAACCUUCCUGCAGCUCGUGUGGGAGGCCCUGCAGGACGUGACGCUGAUCAUUCUGGAAAUCGCCGCCAUCAUCUCCCUGGGGCUCUCCUUCUACCACCCGCCCGGCGAGAACAACGAAGGAUGUGCGACGGCCCAGGGCGGGGCAGAGGAUGAAGGGGAGGCAGAGGCGGGCUGGAUCGAGGGGGCCGCCAUCCUCCUGUCGGUCAUCUGCGUGGUCCUGGUCACAGCCUUCAAUGACUGGAGCAAAGAGAAACAGUUCCGGGGCCUGCAGAGCCGCAUUGAGCAGGAGCAGAAGUUCACUGUGGUCCGGGCUGGCCAGGUGGUCCAGAUCCCUGUGGCUGAGAUCGUGGUUGGGGACAUCGCCCAGGUCAAAUAUGGCGACCUCCUCCCUGCCGACGGCCUCUUCAUCCAGGGCAACGACCUCAAGAUUGAUGAGAGCUCCCUGACGGGGGAGUCUGACCAGGUGCGCAAGUCAGUGGACAAGGACCCCAUGCUGUUGUCAGGUACCCACGUGAUGGAGGGCUCUGGACGGAUGGUGGUGACUGCCGUGGGUGUGAACUCUCAGACUGGCAUUAUCUUUACCCUGCUGGGGGCCGGUGGUGAAGAGGAAGAGAAGAAAGACAAGAAAGGUGUGAAGAAGGGGGAUGGCCUUCAGCUACCAGCGGCCGAUGGUGCGGCAGGUUCAAAUGCUGCAGAUAGUGCAAAUACCAGCCUAGUCAAUGGUAAAAUGCAGGAUGGCAAUGUGGACGCCAGCCAGAGCAAAGCCAAACAGCAGGACGGGGCGGCCGCCAUGGAGAUGCAACCCCUCAAGAGUGCCGAGGGGGGAGACGCUGACGACAAGAAGAAGGCCAACAUGCACAAGAAGGAGAAGUCGGUGCUGCAGGGCAAGCUCACCAAGCUAGCCGUGCAGAUCGGCAAGGCAGGCCUGGUGAUGUCAGCCAUCACGGUGAUCAUCCUGGUGCUCUACUUCACUGUGGACACCUUCGUGGUCAACAAGAAGCCGUGGCUCCCCGAGUGCACACCCGUCUACGUGCAGUACUUCGUCAAGUUCUUCAUCAUCGGCGUGACGGUGCUGGUGGUUGCCGUGCCCGAGGGGCUCCCUCUGGCUGUCACCAUCUCCCUGGCCUACUCGGUGAAGAAAAUGAUGAAGGACAACAACCUGGUCCGCCACCUGGACGCCUGCGAGACCAUGGGCAAUGCCACGGCCAUCUGCUCGGACAAGACAGGCACCCUGACCACCAAUCGCAUGACGGUGGUGCAGGCCUACGUGGGCGACGUCCACUACAAGGAGAUCCCCGACCCCAGCUCCAUCAACGCCAAGACCAUGGAGCUGCUGGUCCACGCCAUCGCCAUCAACAGCGCCUACACCACCAAGAUCCUGCCCCCGGAGAAGGACGGUGCCCUGCCCCGGCAGGUGGGCAACAAGACGGAGUGCGGCCUGCUGGGCUUCGUGCUGGACCUGAAGCAGGACUACGAGCCGGUGCGCGCUCAGAUGCCCGAGGAGAAGCUGUACAAGGUCUACACCUUCAACUCCGUACGCAAGUCCAUGAGCACCGUCAUCAAGCUGCCGGACGAGAGCUUCCGCAUGUAUAGCAAGGGCGCUUCGGAGAUCGUGCUCAAGAAGUGCUGCAAAAUCCUCAACGGGGCAGGUGAGCCUCGGGUCUUCCGGCCCCGAGACCGGGACGAGAUGGUGAAGAAGGUGAUCGAGCCCAUGGCCUGCGACGGGCUCCGCACCAUCUGCGUGGCUUACCGCGACUUCCCCAGCAGCCCUGAGCCCGACUGGGACAACGAGAAUGACAUCCUCAACGAGCUCACCUGCAUCUGUGUGGUGGGCAUCGAGGAUCCCGUGCGGCCCGAGGUCCCGGAAGCCAUCCGCAAGUGCCAGCGAGCAGGCAUCACUGUCCGCAUGGUCACCGGUGACAACAUCAACACGGCGCGGGCCAUCGCCAUCAAGUGUGGCAUCAUCCAUCCCGGGGAGGACUUCCUGUGCCUUGAGGGCAAGGAGUUCAACCGAAGGAUCCGCAACGAGAAAGGGGAGAUCGAGCAGGAGCGGAUCGAUAAGAUCUGGCCAAAGUUGCGGGUGCUGGCUCGCUCCUCCCCCACGGACAAGCACACCCUGGUCAAAGGCAUCAUCGACAGCACGCACACGGAGCAGCGGCAGGUGGUGGCCGUGACGGGGGACGGCACCAACGACGGGCCUGCGCUCAAGAAGGCUGACGUGGGCUUCGCCAUGGGCAUCGCAGGCACGGACGUGGCCAAGGAGGCCUCGGACAUCAUCCUGACGGACGACAACUUCAGCAGCAUCGUCAAGGCAGUGAUGUGGGGCCGCAAUGUCUACGACAGCAUCUCCAAGUUCCUGCAGUUCCAGCUGACCGUCAACGUGGUGGCCGUGAUCGUGGCCUUCACGGGCGCCUGCAUCACGCAGGACUCCCCCCUGAAGGCAGUGCAGAUGCUCUGGGUGAACCUCAUCAUGGACACAUUCGCCUCCCUGGCGCUGGCCACUGAGCCGCCCACCGAGACGCUGCUCCUGAGGAAGCCGUAUGGCCGCAACAAGCCCCUCAUCUCUCGGACCAUGAUGAAGAACAUCCUGGGCCAUGCCGUCUACCAGCUCACCCUCAUCUUCACCCUGCUCUUCGUCGGCGAGAAGAUGUUCCAGAUCGACAGCGGGAGGAACGCACCCCUGCACUCACCGCCCUCCGAGCACUACACCAUCAUCUUCAACACCUUCGUCAUGAUGCAGCUCUUCAACGAGAUCAACGCCCGCAAGAUCCAUGGCGAGCGCAACGUCUUCGACGGCAUCUUCCGGAACCCCAUCUUCUGCACCAUCGUGCUGGGCACCUUUGCCAUCCAGAUAGUGAUCGUGCAGUUUGGGGGAAAGCCAUUCAGCUGCUCCCCACUGCAGCUGGACCAGUGGAUGUGGUGCAUAUUCAUUGGGUUAGGAGAGCUCGUCUGGGGCCAGGUCAUCGCCACCAUCCCGACCAGCAGGCUCAAGUUCCUCAAGGAGGCGGGCAGGCUCACGCAGAAGGAGGAGAUCCCCGAGGAGGAGCUCAACGAGGACGUGGAGGAGAUAGACCACGCCGAGCGCGAGCUGCGGCGGGGCCAGAUCCUGUGGUUCCGAGGUCUGAACCGGAUCCAGACCCAGAUUGAAGUAGUCAAUACUUUCAAGAGCGGGGCCUCCUUUCAGGGGGCCCUGCGGAGACAAUCCUCCGUCACCAGCCAGAGCCAGGACAUCCGCGUCGUGAAGGCGUUUCGUAGCUCUCUCUAUGAAGGUCUAGAAAAGCCUGAGUCUCGAACCUCCAUCCAUAACUUCAUGGCUCAUCCUGAGUUCCGGAUCGAAGAUUCGCAGCCCCACAUCCCCCUCAUCGACGACACCGACCUGGAAGAAGAUGCCGCGCUCAAGCAGAACUCGAGCCCGCCCUCGUCGCUCAACAAGAACAACAGCGCCAUCGACAGCGGGAUCAACCUGACGACCGACACAAGCAAAUCAGCUACCUCUUCAAGUCCAGGGAGCCCCAUCCACAGCCUGGAGACGUCGCUUUAGCUGAGGAACCGCCCCCCACCCCGCCGCCACACCACACCCCGCCCCCCACCCGGGCAGCCACCCAUCCAGGCACCUGACCGACCCAAGCAGCAGCGAGCAACGGCAGGAAAAAAACAACAAAAACAAAUACUGGCGAGAAAACCGAUUCCACCCAGCAGACCCUUUUUUUUCUGGCUGCGAUGCUGUUUGAACUCUUUUUCACCUUGAGGCGAGGGCGGGAUCCCGUGGGGAGCGGGGCUAAAGGGAGUGAGUGGGGGUUUUCCCAGAACUAGCCCUUCCUGGCUCCCGCCAGACAUGGACCAGCCAUGCCCCCUGCCCAGCGCCAGCCACAUCCCUGCAUGAAUGUACUGCAUACUUCCGGUCCUCCCUUAGUUUGGUUUUUGGGGGGUUGGGGAGGGGUUUUGUUUUUUGUUUUGUUUUGUUUCUUUUCUUAGGCGGGAACUGCAAAACAGACUCUUUUCUGAGACUAUUUAUCCAAUCCACUGUCUGAAGUUUUUGAGAUGCUUGCAAGUAGCAUGGUCUCAGUUGUACAGGUUAAUUUCACAACUUUUUGAAAUUGCAGAGCUUAACUCGCCUGGUAAAUUUGCACCAAUGGAACCGAAGAACUUCAGACACUCACAAGGUUAUAUCCAUUUCUUUGUAUCUAUAUCAACGUAUACUUCUCUGAGACUGUAUACGUCCAUAUAGAUAGGUAGAUAUAUAUAUAUAUAUAAAUAUAUAUAAUGGAUAUAUAAAAUUUUUUUGCCGGCAUGUUGCCUUGUUUCCGCUUAAAUUGCUCUAUUUUAACUUAUUUAUGUCCUAAAAGAAGAAUGUAAUUUGUUUACAAACCUGUAGAUAACGUCUUCGGCUAUUUGUAUGGUUUAAGAACACUGGUGGCUGAGAUGCUAUAAAAACAGCUCAGCCUGGCAGACACCUCCCUGGAUUGCAUCCUCGAUGUUUUCCGAUAGC
Dama dama (fallow deer) is the source of this 5147-nucleotide messenger RNA. It is a transcript of the gene ATP2B2, whose product is annotated as ATPase plasma membrane Ca2+ transporting 2. Gene Ontology annotation, cellular component: postsynaptic density membrane; intracellular membrane-bounded organelle. The transcript is spliced from 24 exons. Lineage: Eukaryota; Metazoa; Chordata; Mammalia; Artiodactyla; Cervidae. Gene Ontology annotation, biological process: regulation of cytosolic calcium ion concentration; calcium ion transmembrane transport. Bases 381 to 4199 code for a protein of 1272 amino acids. The record is from RefSeq and is a predicted model, not a curated record. Gene Ontology annotation, molecular function: ATP binding; P-type calcium transporter activity; PDZ domain binding.